AGCAGGAAGUGUGGUUGCGCUUCUGUCUGUCUAUAGAUGAGACGAGCAGGGAAGAAAAUGCUAGAAACGACCCCGGAUAAUGCAACGCUAAAUAAACACACUGUGUCCUAACGAGAAAGCACAAAUCUACAUUUAACCAAAACAGGAAACGGGGCUGUUUGUGAUCGACUGGGGAACGAGAGAAGUUGACCAGAUCACUGUGACCUGCAGUCCACAACCGUAAUAUCCUCAGUCUUCAUCAGAGAAUACAAGAUUACAUUCAAAGACCCAUCUGACUUACAAACGCAAAUAUGAGCACUCACGAAUCUGAGGUGUACACGGUGACGCCGGAGAUGCCGGCGAUGUUUGACGGUAUGAAGUUGGCGGCUGUGGCCACAGUUCUAUACGUCAUCGUCCGGUGUCUAAACUUGAAAAGUCCCACAGCUCCACCGGAUCUCACUUACCAAGAUACAGCACUCAACCGCUUCCUGCUCAAGUCUUGUCCUAUACUGACCAAAGAGUACAUUCCUCCUCUACUGUGGGGUAAAAGCGGUCAUCUGCAGACGGCCCUCUACGGAAAGUUGGGUCGGGUCAGUUCACCACACCCGUUCGGCCUGCGCAAAUAUCUGCCCAUGCAGGAUGGGGCAACGGCAACUUUUGACCUCUUUGAACCCCUGGCGGAUCAUCAGUCCGGAGAGGACGUCACCAUGGUCAUCUGUCCUGGCAUUGGGAACCACAGUGAGAAGCACUAUAUCCGCACAUUUGUGGACCAUUCGCAGAAACAGGGCUACCGCUGUGCUGUGCUCAAUCACCUCGGGGCCUUGCCGAACAUUGAGCUUACCUCCCCUCGCAUGUUCACCUAUGGCUGUACAUGGGAGUUUGCGGCAAUGGUGGGCUUCAUCAAAAAGACAUAUCCCCAGACCAAACUUAUUGUCGUGGGCUUCAGUCUGGGGGGGAACAUCGUGUGCAAGUUCCUGGGAGAGAACCGAACCAACCAGGAGCGGGUUCUGUGCUGUGUGAGCGUCUGCCAGGGCUACAGUGCACUGAGGGCUCAGGAGACGUUUCUGCAGUGGGACCAGUGUCGUCGUUUCUAUAACUUCCUGAUGGCCGACAACAUGAAGAAGAUCAUUUUAUCUCACAGGAGCGUGUUAUUCGGCGUGGGCUCCACUAAAAUGGUGGACGCGGAUCUGAGCCGGCUCUACACUGCCACAUCUCUCAUGCAGAUCGAUGACAACAUCAUGAGAAAAUUCCAUGGACACAACUCUCUGAAGGAGUACUACGAGAAGGAGAGCUGUGUUCAUUACAUUCAUAAUAUAAAUGUGCCUCUGCUGCUGGUGAACUCUGGUGACGAUCCGCUCGUGCACAACUCACUGCUCACCAUUCCUCGCACACUCGCAGAAAAGAAAGAAAACGUGAUCUUCGCUCUGACGCUGCACGGUGGACACUUGGGUUUCUUCGAGGGCGCUGUGCUGUUCCCUCAGCCCCUCACCUGGAUGGACAAGGUCAUAGUGGGCUACGCCAAUGCCAUGUGCCAGUGGGAGAAACAAAAACCGCCGUGCCUAAGUCAAGGCGCCCAUUCCAGCGAAACCAAAUGCCAAGACAGUAAAUCCUAACCGACCCCUGCUCCGUUUCACCUCCACCGUGACAUUUUCACCACGCACACGAGGGAUCGGACCACCAUCUUCAAGCGUUCACUGUCAGUGGGAAUAUUUGUUUCUCUUUUUUUUAUCACGGUUUAACAACAUGAAUCGUAAUGACUUUCCAACGGAGAAAACAAUGCCACUCGAUGACCAAAAAAACAAUCAAAUAACCUGUGUAGCGAUGGCGGCGUUUUAGAUUUACUGUAGUUUGUAGUUUAGAUACAAUCAGUAUCUCUUGCUCUCUAAUUAGGACACUGAAAACUGAAAGUUUAUCACUGCAGAGCUGGGUGAAUCUCACAAAAAUCAAAGUCAAAUAGGAUGGAGAAAAUAGUAGGUUUGUACAAUAUUAAAAGAGAAUAUUUUGCAUAAGUAAGAAGAAGCCUGUUUUUGAGACAAUUAAAAUAUUCAGCAUUUUAAUUAAAAUGUAAGCACAUCCCCCCCCCCCCUUUUUUUUUUUUUUUGGCUUGGUUUUUUUGUUCCCUUUUAUGGUUUUGUUUUUGUUUUUUUCCUUUUUAUAUAUUUUAGUUUUCAGUGAUGAGCCUCAUAUAUAUAUAUAUAUAUAUAUAUAUAUAUAUAUAUUUUAUACACAAAAUACAUACAAAAUGUACAUAUAAUCAUAAAUCGAUAAUUUAUUAUUAAAUAAUUUUGACAUUAUUUUGAGCAGAAUGAGGUUAUUUUAAGAUAAUUUUAAGAGAAUUUCAUGUCACAAUGCAGAAAUUUAAUAGUCCUCAAAAUAAGCUUAAUUUAUUUUAGCUGAAUUAAAUUUCCUUCUUUAAUUGGUUAUUGGAUCAAAAUUUGACCUAGACAUAUUGUUGACCAGCUUUGAGACAAUAAAAAUAUUCAGCAUUUUAACUGUGUAAGCACAUUUUCCCUUAUUUUUGGUUUUGUUUUUGGUCAUUUUUUGGUAAAUAUCAGUUUUUUUGAAGUCAUUUUCCUUUUUUCAAUAAUGAACCUCAUGUUUUUCUUUUGUUUUUCUUUUUUUCUUUCUUUUUUUUUUUUUUUUACAAAAUAUUAAAAUACAGUAAAUCUGUAUUAAUGAAAGGUAGUGCAACAAAUACCAUGAUUAUUAAUUUUGGUAUUAAAUUUAUAUAUAUAUUUAAUACAAAAAACAUUAUUUUAUUUUAUGAUAAUGAGAAUUUUGUCACAAUGCAGAAAUCUAAUGAUCCACAAAUAAAAUAAGAUAAGCUUAAUUUCUCUUAAAUUAAAAAAAUCCCUCCUUUCAUUGUUUUUUGGAUCAAAAUAUGACCUAGACAUAUUCUUGACCAUCUUUGUGAGAUUCGCCCAGCCAGAUUAUUAAACCAACACAAACUUUACUGUACAUAACACAUGAGUUAAUGGGAAGCGAGUGUUACGCAGGCACUGUGUGCUUAUAGAUACGACCGGCGCGCUGUUUGAGUGCAUAUUAUCGUUUGAUAUAUAAUUUUUUUGGUCUGGUAACCGUUUAAGCACAGGCUAGCAUUCAUGUCGCUCGUAUUUUAAAACUAACUAGACCUUUUCAAGUGUACCAUAUAGUGUGACAGGAGAAACUUCAUUAAUCAUGAAGCCUUGUCGGUUGAAUCCAAGUCACAUUCCUAGUCGAUCUAUUUUCUGUUUAGCACUUUUAUAUAACAUUUGCCAUACGAUUUAUGUUGUCAUUUAGAGAUUACAGAGACUAGCCGACAACGUAAAAUCUAGAAAUGAGAAAUAACAACAAGAGGGAGAGAGCAAGCCUUGAACGAACUCGAUGAUCCCUCGUGAUUACCAAAACGUGUUGGCUGUCCUCACUUGCGGGCUGUCCCACAAGCACUACGACCCAGUUUUAGAUGGCAAAUCCCAUUCUGUUGAAGUCCUGCUCCUGUGGAGAACAGCACUGCGCUGUUUGCGGCAGUAUUGACUCGUGUUUGUGGAGAAGCGUUGAAGUUGCUAGAUCUAGAUUGUGUAACGUGUUGAUUUGGGACCCAGUGGGAGACAACAGUGCUUUUCAUGGUGCACGUCUGUGAAAACUGGUUACUUUAAGGGAUUUGUGCUGUUGUGUCGUUUUAGGUUUUUUCUUUAUCUUGUUCCUUUUCGUUUCGCUGUUUUGUGCGAUUACUUGACGAAUUUAUGUGUUUCUUUACUCUUGGAUUCGAGACUGUCUGAAAUGGAACUGAUCUUCUUCUUGUUACCCAUUAAAAAAAUCAAAUGCAGAGGGGAAAUAUAUAAGAUAUCAGUUUAAAUUUGAAGGGAACAUUUAAAGUGUUGUUUCCAAAGACUUACACGGACUCUAAAAACCUUUAACACAGCAGUUUAGUGCAGUUAGACUUGAUGUGUUUUAGGGAAAACAUAUUUAUAAAUCUCACAAAAUGGCCAGGUAAUAUUUCACCACACAAUUAAAAAAAAAAUUCAGUUGUAUGUUGUUUUGAGAAAAUUAUGCGUAUUUUUAAGGAUUUUUUUUUUUGUACAUUUUGACAUUGACAUUUAAACACAUUUUCACUUUACUUUGUAGUUUUCAACAUCUCUUCAAUAAUUUGUCAUUAUUGUAACAUUUUUCUUUUUUCUUACAGUAAAAAUAAUAUUUUUUUAAGUAAUAAGUACUAUGUAUAUCAGAAAGAUUUUUUUUUUUUUUGUUUUGUUUUGUUUUGUUUAUUUGAUCAAUAAUACAGAAAAAAAACAGUAAUAUUGUGAAAUAUUAUUUCAAUUGUAAGUAACUGUUUUCUACUUUAAUUUAAAAUUUAAAAAAUGUAAAAUUAAAUUUAUUCUUCUGAUGCAAAGGUGAAUUUUCAGCAUCAUUACUCUAGUUGUCAGUGUCACAUGAUCCUCCAGAAAUUAAUAUAAGCUUGUGUUGAAAGCUGUUGUGCUGCUUAAUAAUAAUAAUAAUAAUAAUAAUAAAUAAAUAAAUAAAUAAUAUAUAUAUAUAUAUAUAUAUAUAUAUAUAUAUAUUUAUUUAUUAUUAUUAUUAUUAUUAUAUUUAUUUUUUUCCCAGAAUUCCUUGAAUAAAAAAAAAUUAAAUAAAACAAUGUAAGUCUUUACUAUCAUGUGUUUUUUGUUUUUUGUUUUUUUAAUCAAUUUAACAUCCUUGCUGAGUAAAAAUCUAAAUUAAAAAAUGAGGAAAAAAAUUAAGAAAAAAAAUUAUUGGACCCAAAGUUUUAAUUUAAUGUAUAUAUUAAUCUGCACAACAGUUUCCAACAUUGAUGAUAAAUAAAUUAUUUCUGAAGGAUCAUGUGACACUAAAGACUGGAGUAAUGAUGCUGAAAAUUCUUCUUUGUGUCACAGAAAUAAAUUAUGUUUUAAAAUAUUUUCAAAUAGAAAACUGUUAUAUUAAAAUGCAAUAUUAUUUCACAAUAUUACUUUUUUUUUUGUAUUUUUGGUCAAAUAAAUGCAGCCUUGAUGAGCAUAAAAAUGUCUUUAAAAAUUCUUUAAAAUCUUACUGAUCCCAAACUUUUGGGAUGAAAUAUUACUCUGCCAUUUCUGGACCAGUUUUGUGAGAUUUAUGAUCUUAUUUUGUGAGAUUUAUCAUCAUGCUGCAGCUGUGAAAGAAUAUUUAUUUUUUGCUUUUUCAAGGGAAAAAAAAAAUUGGAAAAAGCCACUCCUUGACCAAAAAAAAAAAAAAAAAAAAAACUGUGUAAAGUUUAGUAUGCAUUACAGUUGAGUAAAGAUUGUCACUGGUUGCCGAAAACCGUCAGUCAUGUGUUGUGAGCUAUGUGCAUUUUUACCAUACAUAGCUGCCUUCAUUAUUAGUGUUCAGCCGUUAAUACUGAUGCAUCUUCUUAAAGGAGAAAGUGUCAACAGCACUUUUAUGUGUCAAAAAACUUUUUACCAGUUAGCAGUUAAAAGAUGCCCCCUGUGGGUUGUCGGAUGUAAAAGCACUGAGGUGAAUGUGCAGUUUCACACCCAACAACUCUCAGCUGAUACAGUUUAUCAAAUCCCAUCCAGACAUGUUGUAUUUGUUGGUUGAAAGAGAAAGUUGAUCCCCUCUGUUACGUUUUUCUCGUGUCUUUUAGUCCCUGUAUUUAGUGAAAUUGUUCUUGUCUUGUUUUUUGAACAUUUGGAAAACAGCAAAAAUGGUGUUGAAAAUGUAAGAGUCUAAAAGUUCCCGUUUGGGUGUAAAGUGUUCGGCUGUUUCCGGUGAUCGGAUCUAUUUGGCCUUUUGCACCAGCACAAAUUCAAUCUCUGCUGUAAGUCGAUCCAUUUUGCCUUUCAGAAUGUCUCCCACUUACUUUUUUUGCACAGAAACACGGGCUUAUGUUGUACAUCUUCUACAAACAUUAACCAAAUUUUUGUUUGUUGUUUUUUUUUGUAUUUUACAUUAAUUUCAAUGUUAUUUUUAUUCUAUUAUGUACAAAAGUAUGACUGUAAAUGAAUGUACGUGAAUGUUUCAAUGCAUCAUAUCACCAUGUUUGCUUAUGAAAACUACCAACAAACUCACAUUGGCAGGUCAAAAGAUAAAUAUGUUGUAAUAUAUUGAUGGUUUAUGGAAACCAGGGAACUUUGAUUUGCUUAAUGAUCAGCAAUAAUGCUUUGACUUUUUUCUCUUUUUCUCCACGCCAAACUGAGACAAAUAGCUCAAAGAAAAAUAUUGUGUCAAAUGGAGUUUAGAGGAAUUUCAUUCAUGCUGCAAUCACAAAUAGGAAUUAUAAAAGCAAAGUGAAAGGCCAUAUAUAUUUAAAAAAAUAUCUAUUUGCAGAAUUAUAGAGUAGGAUAUUCACAAAGCUUUGAGAUUGACACUGCCCGAUGCCACUUGUGAGGGAUUAUUUCACUGAAGAUCACCAAAUCUGUUCCUAGUAUUCUGACCCACAUUCUAAUCAUGGUUUAUUGUGUUUGAUGGCUGGAUUUUGAAUGUGUCAUUUUUUUCAUGACCUCAAAACCCCAUGCAGCAUAAUAUCUCAAUCACUGGUGUGUUUUUGAUUUGGAAAACCAAUGGUGUGUGAUUGAAUAAUUUAUUAUUACAAGAAUGGUUAUUGUGUUCCAGAAAUAAAUUAUUUUCUUGUUUAAAAACAAA
This is a messenger RNA of Labeo rohita (rohu), 6576 nucleotides long. It is a transcript of the gene abhd2a, whose product is annotated as abhydrolase domain containing 2, acylglycerol lipase a. The coding region runs from base 291 to 1592 and encodes 433 amino acids. Lineage: Eukaryota; Metazoa; Chordata; Actinopteri; Cypriniformes; Cyprinidae. Gene Ontology annotation, molecular function: monoacylglycerol lipase activity; acetylesterase activity. The transcript has 11 exons. Gene Ontology annotation, biological process: acylglycerol catabolic process; medium-chain fatty acid catabolic process; steroid hormone receptor signaling pathway. The record is from RefSeq and is a predicted model, not a curated record. Gene Ontology annotation, cellular component: sperm flagellum; sperm plasma membrane.